This is a messenger RNA of Ochlerotatus camptorhynchus, 5251 nucleotides long. RefSeq names its product Tsc1 (gene Tsc1). The transcript is spliced from 6 exons. Gene Ontology annotation, biological process: negative regulation of TOR signaling; negative regulation of cell population proliferation; regulation of cell cycle. The record is from RefSeq and is a predicted model, not a curated record. Gene Ontology annotation, cellular component: TSC1-TSC2 complex. The coding region runs from base 901 to 4533 and encodes 1210 amino acids. Lineage: Eukaryota; Metazoa; Arthropoda; Insecta; Diptera; Culicidae.
AGUGGUGGAUAGAAGAUUGAUAUGGUGUGAUCUGCUUCCAAUGGGAAGAGUGAGGCAAAAAGUUUCCAUUUUCCCUGAAAAAUCGUUCUUUCUUCCUACAAAUUGUUAAGUGCGUGGCACGGCUAGCAACUCGUAGCACGAUCUGCUGUUUACUGUGAGACACUGCAGGAGAUUCCAGAUGAACUUCCGGUUCCCUCAAGUAUAGCACCGAAUCACAAAGAAGGCAGAGGACAGUAGGUAGUGCUGUAGAAUCGAAGAGGGAAGGGUUGCAGCGUGAAAAAAGAAGACAGAAAGUGGGUGCGGCGGCGGUGGUGGCGGUGGCGGUUUGUGCUGUGCGAACGAAGGGACGGCUGUUCAAGAAGCAAAAGUUGUUUUCUUUCUCUGUGCCCUGUGUGUAGCAAUUUUUCCCGUACCUAUUCCUUCUUGGUACAUUUGGUACUAUUUUUUCGUGGUGGUUCUCCGAUUCAUUUUUUUACCUUUACCUCGAACAAACACGUUCCCGAGGCGUAAAGUUGCACUGCUGGAAGUGGAACAUGUUCCGAUCUGGAAGCGCUAGCAGGCAAGGAUCUGGUUGUUCCGGAAAGUGAUGGUGUUGAUGAUGACCAGCUGUGCAGGAUCGAUAAACGUCGGGAGGAACCCAGCAACAGCAGCAGCAACAGAAAAAAAUAGUGGAAAAGUAUGAUAAUACGAGUCGAGCGUAGAAGAGCGAAACGACGACGACGAAGACAACCCAACGUUAGCGAUUCGGGAGGAUUUUUCGGAGAAACAACGGCGACGGGUAACGGGUAAGGUUCUGGUGGGACAGAGAGGAGACGAGUAGUGCCAGCAGCAGAGGAGUGGUUAGGAUAUUUACGCGAGAAGGCAGAAUUACGACGACCGAUCAGUUAGAGAAAAAUUGCUAUGGAUGUGACGAAGCUGUUUUCCGAUUUGGAGUCCAACAACCUGGGCCUGGUGGAUGAGGCCAAGAAACGAUUCAACGAGCUAUUCAACAGCACGCGUGAAUCAUGGCUCCCGCACAGCAUGAUGGACUACUUUGGCCAGACGUCAUCGAUCCGCAUAGUGGACAUCCUGGUCAAGGUGCAGAAUCCACACGACAAGUUCAUCCUGGACAAGCUGACCGAAUGGAUCCGCAGCGGUUCGAACAAGAUGCUCGCCCUGACCCUGUUCGGGCACAUCAUCCAGAAGCGACCGACCUGGCUGCACAAGGUCGGCAAACACCAGCUGGUGAAUGAAGUGCUAAAACUGUCCAAGAUGGAGAGGGAAAUUAUUCCGCUGAUCAACGCUGUGCUGUGCAUCAUCGAUCUGCUGCCGGUGAUUCCGCUGGUCAUGGGCAUGUUCGUGCAGGACCUAUUCGAGAUAUUCAACUACCUGGCAACGUUCGAUCGGAACACUUCCGUCAGUCUGCCCGAGGAUCAGCUGAUCCAUUUGCAGUUUGGUCUGUAUGAGCUGUUCAAUCGGUUGUACGGAAUGUAUCCGUGUAACUUCGUGACGUUCCUAAAGCGGGAAUACCGAGGAGACAAGCAGGCAGUUUUCCAACAUACGAUUAAGCCGUUGUUGGACACGGUCAAGAUCCAUCCCCGGUUGGUGUCGUCGGAUAAGGACAGCGAAAUCAGUCAGAUUCGGUGGAAGAACAUGGAACCACACGAUGUGGUGAGCGAAUGCGCUCGAAUGUCGCUGGACUACAUGGAAAAGGCGCAGGAAGUUCAGAACCAGACCGUCAGCAGUGAGUGUCCUUGCUACGCGACACCAAUCAAACCGGUGGAGUUCAACGCCAUGACGGCGACGGUAGAUUUCCACUGGAAGGCCACCGUUAACUACUUCAACAAGAGCUCCACCGAUGACAAACUCAGCACCAUAGCAGUGCAAAAUUCGUUCUGGUCGCCGAGUAACAUGAUGCAACCGACGCCACCGCCAGGUUCGGGAACCGUUCCGCACACUCCCAACCCCACACCGAGCUAUACGAUUCCUUCGAUAUCGGGUCCACAUCUACCGGCGGCUGACGGUGCUUCCCCACCGGAAGCAGCCGUCGAAGCCACCCCGGAAACCACACCGAUGAAGGACAUCGUCAAGCCGGUUCGACCGUACCCGGUCAAUUCGAGCACGGUUCGAGCAAUGUGGAACACCAGCCAACCGUCGUCUCCGAUCAAGAAGGAAGCCAACCACUUCAGCUACGAGAAGAGUGUCAUCACGUCGCAGAAGCUGCUUCGGAUGGUGAACGAUCGGAACCACUCGGUGCUGCAGAUUACCAACUCCAACAACACAACGGCAACGUCGACUAGUAACAGUGUGCCUUCCAGUCCGCUGCCGAUCGAUCAACCGGCCUUCGAAAUUGCCCGCGCGUCGCAGUUGGUAUCGAACCUCAAACUCACCCCCGGAGGAACGGUCCUCACCAUGAACACCCGCUACGAUUCCCCCUCGAUCAUGCACCAGUCCGACUCGACCCAGGAAGAUCAGGAAGUUAACGAUAUCAACAGCCAUCUGCUGCAGGACCAGCAGAACCACCCGCCGCAGCUGAAUCCCCAAUCCCUGCCAGUCCAUCCCAUGAAGGAAGCCUUCGAUGCGGAGGACUUCGAACUGGAGGAAGGAUCACCCUGCUCGGCCGGUGGUUUGCAUUUCAAGAACUCCCAGUCGAUGAUCAACUUCACCCGACAUCGGUAUCGGAUGCAUAGUCAGUGUCUGGUGGAUUCGGAUCCGAGCUACAGUACCGGAACUUCCCCGGCCGAUACGAGCAACUAUAUGUUGAAGAAUAGUGUCGGGAUCAGUGCCACGCGGAGUGCGGCCGGGGAGGCAUUGAAGAGGCGCCAGCGAAGGCACUCGUUGCCGGAUUUGAAAAAGUACAGCCUAAGGAUAGAUCCGAAGACACUGGCCGGGGAUAGGCAGGAUCUGACGCUGGUGGAAACCAACGGAGAUGACAGCAGCAGCGGAAGCAGUCCCUCCGAAGAGGAGGCCAUUUCAGCGGCAACACACUUUCACAAGAAGCAAGAGCAAAAGACUGAGGAGCACAUUCGUAGAAAUAUGACGUUGUUCCAGGAGAUUCGCAAGAAUCUCACUAGCGUGGGUGGCCACAAGGGAGGAACACAGAACGGACCGACGACGGCUUCGCCAUUGGUGAGCAGCGGCACGCAAACGAUUGAGAACUAUCCGCAACCGUACGAGCAGAUCAUCUACGGUAUCCUGCAGGAGGAGCAAAAGUUCAAGACGGAUAUGGCGAUCAAGCGGCUGCAGGAAAAAGGCGAAACCGGAAUCCGGAUGGAUCCGAACGCAAUGCUUGACAAGUACAUCGAGCUGUGCGUUAAGAAGCGAAUGGAAAGUGGCGACCCACGGCGGAUAGAAGAACUGUACCGAGAUCAUAUCACCCUAUUAAAUUUGCAACUACAAUACGAGAAGCACCGGCGGGAGAUUCACGCCGAACGGAACCGGAGAUUGCUGGGAAAGAGCAGGGUGAUACGAGCAUUGGAACAAAACAAUGAAGCACUGAAGGACCAGGUUUCCAGACUGACCAAAGAGAUUAGCUCGCUGAAUACGGAACUGGCGGGACUGAGGCGGAAGACGAACAUGGAUUGGACCAAGAGUUCGGCCGAGGUGAUCGAGCUGAAGGAGCGCUACGCGGCGGAAACGCGAAAGAACAAGGACCUCCAGGUGAAGAUCAAGGAGCUGGAGAUGGCCCUGUCGGAUGAGUCACGGUCACGGAAGGAACAGACGACGGCUCUCGAGCUGGCACGGGGCGAGUUGUUUGAUCUAACGAACGAGAUGGAACAGGCACUGCAUAAAGCAGAUCUGGGACAGCAGUACCGAGAUGAGCUGACGCGGUUGCAGUGCGAGAUGAUUCUGAUGGGAGAAAUCCAGCUCAAGUGCAGGGAACGGCUUGCGGAACUGGACAGCUUGAAGGCUAGGGACACGGAGAUUGCAAUGAUUCAGGAAACGUACCUGGAUGAGGUGAAAGAUUUGAAAUUUAGUCUGGAAAUGAAAUCGGCUCAGUUGGACUCGGCCAAAGAACGAUUGACGGAGCUGGAGCAGCAGCUGAUGAAGCGUGACGAAACGAUAACCCUGCAGAAGCGUAUGCUGAAAACGGUCAAGGAAGAGCAUAAAGAGCAGUUUAAUGCACUCGAGCGCAAAUAUCAUGCACAAAAGGCAAUCGUAAUUAAAAUGGAGGAAGCGAUUCUGGAGCUACGGGUCAAUACCGAUGCCCGGUCGCCCGAUUCCGAUAGAACAGAUGCCGUCGGUUCGCUGGACCACACGUCGCCGCUGUCGAUUUCGCUGGCCUCGAGCGAGGGUCUGUCGGAGAUCAAGAACCUAGCCCUGGUGGUACAAUCCGGCGGAAGCAGCAACCUGAACAACAACAACCACGAGCUGGACUCUAAUCUGACAACGCCGACCAGUGCUGUGCCUCCUCCUCCGUUGGACAAUAAUAACGCGGCUGCCAUGGGGCUGAUGAUAGCCGCCGGUAGGCCACCAUUGCCUCCCUCUACCUUCGGUGGCCUGCAAUCCAAUGAUCCUUCAAGCAUUAUUCCCGGACCAAGUCAGCGGCUAUGAACUGUGGUGGUUUCCCCUUACGUCGCGGUAUUUUGCCUUGUUUCGUUCCCUGCUUACCUUCCUUACCUUAAUGCAUAUGCGCACCAGCCCAGGAGAAAAAUACCGUUUUCUAUUGUUUGUUAUCCUAUUGAAUUGAUUAUUGCGUUGAAAUCAAAACCUCUAGAGAAAAAAGAAGAAGAAAAAAUACAUUUCACCGAGUUCGAACUGAGAGAAAACGUUCGUGUUUCAGUAUCGUAAAGAUCGCUUUUUGUUUUUAUUAAAUUGAAUAUACUACAGCAGUGAAAAUUAAUAAAUUUCCAAAAUAGAAAGUUAAUUUGGACACCAUAUUGCGUCUAGGGGAAAAGAUGGCUUCGGCAAUAGCUUUACCUCAACCUAGUCGUUCAGCGCUUAAUUUUGGCCGAUGCGAUGCUCGGAGUCAUGAAGUAUCGUCGUGCAAUAAAUGGGCGCCCAAGUACCUUAUUUACCCCUCUGACGAUAAUAGGUAAAGGUACUGCCGAAGACGUAAUUUACCCUAUCUAUUUGGAGAAAAAUAAAUAAUGUAAACAUACUGACAAGACUGCACGGUGUCAUCGGAUAGGACUUACAUAGGUUGCCGUCGUUUGAAUUCUCAAAUUGGUCGCUAUUCGUGCCAGAGAUCGGUUUAAAUGAGUUACACAGAAAAGUAAGUAGAAUUAGUUUGUUGAUGAAGAUAAUUAUUCUAUUGAUGGCAAAGAAAGAA